UGGAGCUGCAAUGUUGAAAUAAUCAAAGCAGAUUCAUCAGGUGCAGCAAAGGAUCGCCGCCACCAAAACCUGUACUCCGCCAAACUGUAAACCAAUUUCCACCCUAAAAAUAGAAAAUAUAAUAUAUAAAAUUAGAAUAUAAAACUGCGGUUUUAAGGGUUAAUUCCUCCACAAGAAACCUCAGCCUCCUCUGCAGAUACUUUUUGAGCUUAAGCUAUUUCUGUCUACAUUUUUCUUAUUGGAAACGAUGAUUUGUUCUACGUGUUAGUAUUCUUUCUGUUCUUGCGUUUAGACUUCCUGUUCUAGCGUUUGACUUUCUGUCGGUAAGCUGCGAUGGAGUCGGCGGGAAAGCGCAGGCAAUCAUUUGGGCAAACGGAGAUUAAUUGGGACAAACUUGAUAAAACAAAGUUCUAUGUUGUUGGAGCUGGAAUUUUUACUGGAGUUACUGUAGCACUUUAUCCGAUCUCGGUUGUGAAGACGAGGUUGCAAGUAAGUACACACGACGCCUUAGAAAGAAAUGCAUUUUCUGUCAUCAAGGGCCUGCUGAAAACAGAUGGGAUCCCCGGAUUAUAUAAAGGCUUCGGGACCGUAAUUACUGGGGCAGUGCCAGCUAGGAUUAUAUUUCUUACCGCAUUAGAGACAACAAAAGUGGCUGCUUUCAAGUUGGUGGAACCUUUGAGAUUGUCAGAGCCUACACAGGCAGCUGUGGCAAAUGGGAUUGCUGGCAUGAUGGCUGCUUUGUGCUCACAAGCUGUAUUUGUUCCCGUUGAUGUGGUUAGUCAAAGAUUGAUGGUCCAAGGAUAUUCCGGCCAUGCGACUUAUAGUGGGGGCCUGGACGUUGCUCGUAAGAUUAUUAAAUCUGAAGGUAUUCGAGGAUUAUACAGAGGCUUUGGUCUUUCUGUCAUGACCUAUUCACCUUCUAAUGCUGUCUGGUGGGCAAGUUAUGGUGCAAGUCAACGUGUGAUCUGGAGCUUCUUACAUCAUGGUACAGAGGGUGACGGGGCAAAAGUUAGUGAGGGAAAAAUUGUUGCGGUUCAAGCUGCUGGAUCCAUUUUUGCAGGUGCCAUGGCAUCAUGCAUCUCGACCCCAUUGGACACUGUGAAAACUCGCUUGCAGGUUAUUGGUCAUGGAAAGAGACCUCGUGCUCGAGAAGUGGUAAGAAAUUUGAUUGCUGAUGAUGGGUGGACCGGACUUUACAGAGGACUUGGUCCGAGAUUUUUCAGCAUGUCAGCCUGGGGAACAUCUAUGAUAUUGACCUACGAGUAUUUAAGUAAGUAG
Striga asiatica is the source of this 1278-nucleotide messenger RNA. The record is from the annotation of a GenBank genome assembly. NCBI's taxonomy places the organism in Eukaryota, Viridiplantae, Streptophyta, Magnoliopsida, Lamiales, Orobanchaceae.